Linum tenue is the source of this 2218-nucleotide messenger RNA. NCBI's taxonomy places the organism in Eukaryota, Viridiplantae, Streptophyta, Magnoliopsida, Malpighiales, Linaceae. The record is from the annotation of a GenBank genome assembly.
AUGGGAGGCAAAGGCGACAGCGGCAGCAGUGAAGGCGGAGAAGCAGUCACGGGGCACCCGGAGCUGGGAGGAUCGUCCACUGGUUCGGAAUUGCCCGAUGAGCGCGCCGGGCCGGAACUGAAUCGGAGGGAGAUAGUUAAGGCUGUGGAAGUCGUGGAGAAGGAUUCCCUGGCCAUCGCGGAGAGCUUCACCUCUCUUUUCUCCUCGCUGCGAUCAGCGCUCUCUGAGGUUGCCUGGAAAGCGGGAACUGAAAAUGAACUUUUGGAUUACUUUGUGAAGGCUACGAGCAGUUCCAUCGAUCAUAUGCACUGCUUUGGUGAUGCCACUGGCCGCCUUCAAGAGUCCGUUCUGGAUGCAGCUACAAAGGGUAACCGCUACAUUAAUUCAAGUCUCAGGUUAAACGAGGAACUAAAGGGCAUUGAAACAUUGGCUGCUCAAUUGAAAUUUCUGAGAAGAAAUGUGGAUGCUCUGGACUCGGCGGUGAACAAGCUCAUACGGCUUCCAUAAUUGUAAACUGUCUGCUCGCGGGCAGCAACUAGAGAGCAGCUUCAUCUGGGUUUGAAGGAGCCCCGUCCAGUUGUCAAGGUUUCAACGAGGAAAACUUGUAGGUGAUUAAAUUCGUAGAUGGUUGCAGUUAUAUUAUUGAGAAAUAACUGCCACUCUGUCGUUGGAAUUUGUUUUCUGAACCCCUCUUUUGAGCAAUAGAAUAGCAAAUAGCAACUACUAUCUAUGCAACUCCUCUGGAUAUUCAGGAUGCCUUUGUGUAACGGUGUGAUUCUUGUUUAAUAGUUUAGGUCCACUGGUCUUCUAACAUGUUUGAUCCCUAGUUAGCUUGGGUAAGAAGUCCAUCUAGGAACUGCUAACCGGUCCAUCCACGACCAUGUUAGAAGUUCAUUAAACCAGGAGAACUAAGCAGUGAAGUUCAUUUUGUAGUUAACUUUUCAAAUAUACCCUAUAGUAUACAAUCCGGCGGUUGAACUUUGGUAAUAUGAACUACGAAACGAUUGGUUGUGGUCUGUUAUCACUAUUAAAAGCCAGGUUAUCAUUUAUCUGUUGACUUAUCUGAAAGCAAUGUACUUGAUUAUGUAGUUAUGGUAUUUGAUUGUUUGAAUUUUCACAUUACUAGACUGUUUGGGUUAGAUGAACCUAAAUGAAAAAAACAGACUUCCUUGCUUUAGCUUUCACAAGUUCUUACGGUGUCAGGAGAUGCCAACUCUGGAAGGAACUUACUCGGAAGAGAAGAGAUAAGGGUCUAGAAAUAGCAAUAAGACAGCACAUGGCAGAUUGGUCUGGGGCUUGCAUGCCGAUUCAUGACCGGCUGGGUUCAAUCCUGACUCAAAUGAACUGCUUCACCACUCAUCUGAUCUUGCUUAUAUCUAUUAUUAUUACUUCUGAUGUCCUAGAUAAAAAAAACCCCAUGAUGUCUGUCGGUACUAUUACUAUAUGGUCGUGGUCCCUUCCCUAUUGAAUCUGCAUCUACAUUGUACAUCCUUCCCCUUGGCUCAUUGGUGCAGAGAAGGAAGCUGGUCCCGUGAGCAACCAGAGUAUCUCCUACAAUCCUGCAAUUUUACAGCCUCUGAAUUUCCUAUGGCUCGAGUUCUGCAGGCUCUCAUUACAAGGCGUGUCCUUUGGCUUCGACAAAGAACUUGGAAGGUUCGGUACAAAAUGUUGAACUUAUGCAUCUUUAGUUUGUCUCUUCUCUAUCGUUCUUCAUUCAAUAUAUCAUCUCUGCGUGAAGAUAUUGACCUGGGGGAACUUUUUUCCAAACAAGCAGGGAUGGUUUAGUAGUUAGUUAUAUGUGGUGGAAACUAGAUCCACAUUUGGGGAGUUGAUUGAAUGGAGGGGGAAGUGGGUUGUCGUUGUUGUUGUCAUAUGUUGGUUUGUUGAUCCGAACAAGUAGAUUGUGACAGGCUGGUGACUAUCUUGUUUUGAGCAAGUAGAGAAUGAAACAUAGGAAGUUGAUGGUGGAAGAUGAACCAAAGUAGACACAAGUUUUAGAGGGAAAGACAAUCAAUAAACUUUUCGAGUGGUCCAUAAUGUGUGGAAGGGGAGUGUGGGGUUUUUUUUUCUUCUUCUUGUUUGUAUGAGUUUAAUAGCUUCUGUCUGCUGUCUCUAACUCUCUCUACCACAAGUCUUUCUGUUCAUGUUUGCUGUUGGCAUUAUUCAUCUCUUUUCUCAAAUGGUCAGCAGCAGCAAGAAUUACAAGUUCCAGAAUUUA